This is a messenger RNA of Volvox carteri f. nagariensis, 9999 nucleotides long. Its product is annotated as SNF2 family Chromodomain-helicase protein. Gene Ontology annotation, cellular component: chromatin; nucleus. The coding region runs from base 1 to 9999 and encodes 3332 amino acids. Gene Ontology annotation, biological process: chromatin remodeling; negative regulation of transcription by RNA polymerase II. Lineage: Eukaryota; Viridiplantae; Chlorophyta; Chlorophyceae; Chlamydomonadales; Volvocaceae. The record is from RefSeq and is a predicted model, not a curated record. The transcript is spliced from 30 exons. Gene Ontology annotation, molecular function: DNA binding; ATP hydrolysis activity; histone binding.
AUGGCCGAUGUUGCAGAUGCUCUCGGGGCGCUUGCUUCUGUGGCAGCGGCAAGCCGUGAGGAGUUGCGAGGAGGUUCUCCGUCGCGACCGACCCAGGGCCUGUCGUGCGCACCGGAAAGUCUGGCGCUCGGUCAAAGCAGGCAGCGAUUUAUUCAGCGACCUGAGAUGCAAAAAUGGGUGCAAUGCAAUAAAUGUCAAAAAUGGCGCAAGGUGCCUUACAACCUAAAGGAUGACGAGCUGCCCGAAGACUGGGAGUGCAAGCACAACGUCUGGGACAUGCGACACGCAUCGUGCAUGACUCCGCAAGCGCUAUCAAACGAGGAGAUUGAUCAUAUACUGGCGCUCCAGCAACAAGAACAGCAACAUGAGAAUCAGCAACACGAGAUGCAGUACGAGGAGCCUCCUUUCGAGGAGGCGGAGCCGGAGUACUAUGACGGUGAAGGGGGUGAGGAUGACUAUGUCGACGGCGAUGACGAUAUCGGCGACGGUGCCGAAGACGACCUCGAAGGCGGCAAGCGCAUGCGGGCAAAGUUUGGAAACCGCCCGAAGGUCCGCCGUGCGGGAUCGGAUGUUUUGCCUCCUGGCAUCCCCAGCCCUGCCAGGCGUGGCGGGCGAGGCGGGCGCGUCAGCGGUGCUCGUGGGCGUGGACUGACGCCGCGCGGCGGGCGUGGGGGCCGCGGGGGGCGGGGAGCCAGCCGCGGUGGACGGGGGGCACGCGCCACGGCUGGGGCCCUGGCCCGGAGCCGCUCCGGAGGGCGCGCAUUCGCCAGGGGCCUGCGCGGCGUCAGUGAAGCCGCGGAGGCGCUGCUUGGGAUGGGCGUAGCGGGCGAGGGAGACAUGUACGAUACAGAGGUCAACCCCAUGAUGAUGGACCCGGCAGAACACGUGCUGCUGCAGCGCCCAGAAUUUCCUUACCCACGGGACACGCUGCGACCGGGGCGGGUUGUUUGGGCGAAGGUGGAGGGCCACGACUGGUGGCCGGCGAAGAUCGUCCGGCGGCGUGCGGUUCCCCGGGAGGUCGGUCCGCCGCCCGGCGGUCAUAGCUCAGUCCUCCUCUACAUCCCUGUGGUGUUUUUCACCAACAAGGGGAUCCCCGGAGAGGUGGAGGAGCGCCUGGACACGGCACAGGGUAUCGUGGCCGCCAGCAUGCGGGCGCUGGGCGUUGGCGAGGAUGAUGAUGAUGAGGAAGCUGAGUACGCGUGGCUGCCCCUGGACUGCCUGAAACCCUUCAAAGUGGGCGACAUCAGCGGCAACGGUGGGGAAUCUGGCCCCAUUAUCGACCCCAACCUGCGCACCUCAAUCGCCCAUGCUGAGGCGGCCAUGCGCCAUGCUGAGCAGCCGGCUAAUGCUGCCAGCCUGCUGGCACCGGACGGAAACGGUGGUGGAGUGGCGCCCAAGCUGGAGGGCGCCAGCCUGGACGACGAUUUGCUGCUUGGGGGCGCCGCGCGGGCAGGGCUCACCGAGGAGGACUUUCAGAGUGACUCAGACGGUGGCUGGGGUGCCCCAGCACAUUUCCAGGCUGCAGUUGCCCGGGGCUUCCGCGGCCGCGGCGGUGGCGGUCGCGGUGGCCGGCGCGGUAGGGGCCGCGGCCGCGGCGGCAGGCGGGGCCGUGGCAGGCGAGGCAUCAUGCCGAGACCCAGCGAUGAGGAAGACGAUUUCCUUGAUGAACUUCCGCUGGAGCCGUUGCUGGUUAACACCGCGGAUCAAUUUGCCGUGGGGGUCACCACUGGCGUGGCGCCCGUGCAGAAGAAUUUUGUAGAAGCCAUUUACGGGUGGCGCUUCCCGCUCUCGGAGCUGGAGAAGGCGCAGGAGAGGGAUCGCCAGCGCCAGUUGGAGCUGGAGCGGCAUCGCAUCCUGCACCGCCUGAGGAAGAGCUCCGCGGCCGGAUCCCCCAACGCAGAGGCCAUUGCCGAUGCGGUGGCGGCGGCGAAUGCCCUUGCCGCGGCGGCCGCUGCCGCAAGCAAGGCUGCCGCCGCGGCGGCCAUCCCCAGCAACAUCCUCGCCACCGGCGCGGCCGUUUCCGGCGGUGGCGCCGGCGGCCACCAAACCGACCGCAUGGCCACGGACGAGGCUGACGCGGCGGCUGCACUUUUGGGGUUCGGAGACGAGGCUGACAAUGCGGUGGGAGGCCCCGGAGGUCUGGAGGGCGUCGACGGUGGAGACAUGUUGGGUGCGCUGGCGACGGACCGGGAGCCGGAGUACCUGGUGAAAUGGGCGCAUCGCAGCCAUAUCCAUAACGAGUGGGUGAAGGAGAGUGUGCUGAUGGGGAUGGCGCGCCGGAAAUUGCUCAACUUUAAGAAGCGUCACGGCGACCGGCCGUGCAAUGCCGUCGAUGAGACAUGGACGCGGCCCGAACGGUUUGUGUCGAGGCGGCCGUCUCCGACUGGGCCUGGCUGGGAGCUGCUGGUCAAGUGGUGCGGCCUGGGGUACGAGCACGCUACAUGGGAGGCCGAAGGCACCAAGCUGCUGCUGCUACCUGAGUACGUGGCGCUUCACACGGCUAUGUGGGCCCGAUGCAAGCGGGCACUACACAAGGCCUCUCGCGCUGCAGUCGAGGCCGCGGCAGAGGCCCUGGCCGAAGCCACGGUGUACGAGUCACGCGCGCUUGCGGACCUCUCAGAGCAGCCGAACUACGUUAUGGGCGCACGGCUAUACCCGCAUCAGCUUCAGGCGCUCAGCUGGCUGCGCCGUAUGUGGGCUGCGGGGAAGCACGCCGUGCUGGCGGAUGACAUGGGCCUGGGCAAGACGGCCACGGUGGCCACGUUCCUGCAAGGCCUCAUCCAUGACUUCAAAGUUACAGGGCCUCUGCUGGUGGUCACACCCCAGGUGCCCAAGGCCGAUGUGGUGAUAGCGGGCUACGAGCACGUCCUGUCCGACCUUGCAGUGCUCAAGGCGGUUCCCUGGGAGGUGGUAGUCGUUGAUGUGCGGCAGCGUGGACGUGGCAUCACGGCGCGCAACACCGGGACGCUGUCUGAGCUGGGCGGUCGCCACCGGGUGCUGCUGAUGGGCAGCAACCCAGCAGCGGCACCCCUGGAGGAAGUUGUGGGCUUUGCGCAGCUCAUACGCCCGGAUGUGCAGGCCUACGAGCCCAGUGAUUACUUGGCCAGUGAGGGCGCCGCUGAGGCCGCACGCAUCCGGUUGACGGACGCGUUAGAAGCUCGAUGUUGCAGACGGAUGGGCCGCGAGCUGGUGCGCCACGUCACGGCACGGCGGGAGGUGCAGAUACCUGUGGAGCUCAGCGAGCUGCAGGCCGAGUGCUACCGCACCGUUCUGGCCCGCCACUUUGAGGUACUGGCGGACCCGCGGCCGCCCCGCCACAGCGGGCACCGGGCGGCUAUGCUGCGACACAUCUGCAACGAGCUGCGCAAGGUAUGUCAGCAUCCGUACAUGCUGGAUGAGUUCCGUACGGAGGCUGCGGAGGAGGCGCUUCAGCCGGUUGGCGGCCAUCAGGGCUGUUCCGACGGUGCGCUGGCCGCCGGGGGCGCUGACGCCGCCGCCGCCACCGCGGCCGGCGGGGGGCUCCUUUCUCGCGCCAGCCUGACCCAACCCACGAGCCGGGGCAACGGGGCUGUCCCCACCGCAUCGGCUCAGGCGGCAGAGGUACUUCUGGCGGCCAGCGGCAAAAUGGCGGUGCUGGACCAAUUGCUGCAGGAGCUGCGGCGCCGUCGGCGCAGCGUGUUGGUUCUGUCACAAUCGGCAAAGACCUUGGACAUCCUGGAGUCGUACACCCAGCGGACGUUCGGCCCGACUGCCGCCGUACGCAUCGACAGCUCCACGCCUUCAGCGGUGCGCCACGCCAACAUCGCCUCGUUUAACGCCGCCGCAGACCAUGCAGCGACGGCGGCAGUUUCACCAGCGUCAGCGGCCUCGCCCACAGUGUCCCAUGGCGGCGCAGCUCCUCGGCUGACCCCAUCAGCGGCGGCCUCACCCUCCUCACCCUCCUCUGCCACUACCGCAUCUACCGCGCCGUUCAUCGUCCUCGCCACGUCGCGCAUCCUGGGACUGGGUACCAACUUGCCUAGCGUUCGCUCUGUGAUCAUUUUCGACAGCGACUGGCACCCGCGGCUAGACAUGCAGGCUCUACGCCGCGCCUUCCGCCUGGGAGAGCCCGGCCAGCUGGCAGUAUUCCGGCUAUAUGUGCGGGGCACGGUGGAGGAGCGGUUGUUGCAGCUGGUGGACCGGCGGAGAGGCCUGGAGCAGGCUUUCCAACAUGGCGGCACCGCCGCCGCAGUGGCUGGCCGCGGUGGUGCUGGCGGCGCCGCCGCCGCCGCCGGCAGUGCAUCAGGUACCGCCCUCGGCCUCAAGGCCUUGGACGAAGUGCUGAAGUGGGGCACUCCGCAGCUGUUCAAGCAGGCCGGUGAAGGUGUAGCGGCGACAGCGGACCCCGCAGGCGUGCCGGACGCGGCUGCUGCGCCGUCGGAGACAGAUGCUGGUGCAGGAUCUGAGGGAGCAGGUGUCGGGGGUGGUUUCGGAGCCACAACGACGGUUCGGCGUGGUCACGAGCGCAGCACGUAUUCAAAGGAGCAGGUCCGUGAGAUUCUGGAGCUAGGCCAGGCGGCAUGCUGCAAUGGGAGCGGAGCUGGAGGCGCAGCGGACGCUGCUGCGGCUGCUGCCGCUGCCGCAGCAGAGGUCGACAUGGCGGCGGACGGCAGUGGCGUGACCACGGUUGCUUGCGGUGGUGGCGAUGGCGGAGGUGUGCCGCUGAGUCCGGGUUUGGAGGCGGUGGCGGUACGGACGUGGGCAGACGUGGACAAGCGACUGGAGGGUGACCUGCCGGCUGCUUCAGAUGAGGCGGACGAGGAUCUCCCUGACGACUUGGAGGGCAUGGCAGAGGACGAUCCACAUGGCGUUGGCGCUGACGCCGUUGCCGCCGGCGCGGCGGUAUACGGCAGCGCCGAAGGCAAUGGCCUGGGUGCCUACCCCAAUGGCCUGCUGGCGCUUGGCCGCUCCGAAUCCGGUGCUGGUGGAGGCGGCGGCGCCGGGAAUGCGGCCUACUGGUCGGUGCUGUUGCGAGACCGGUAUGAGGCGAUGCGGAAGGAAGACGACGCUCAGGAGGAGCCGCACCACGUGGCCGCGGGUGGCCGCAGGAGCAGCGUCUUGGACAUGGACAGUCGGGAUGAUGGCGAUGACCUCGGUGACUUGGCCCACGAGGAUGACGAGGCGGAAGACGAAACGUACCGCCCGGGCCGCGGACCGGGAAGCGGUUCCUACGGCCUGCAGGACAGCUAUGACGACGGGCCGCGGCCCAGCGGCCGCGGCCGUGGCCGCGGCCGCGGUCGCGGCGGCCUGCUCACCGGUGGCGGCCGGGGCGGCCGCGGCCGCGGGGGCCGCCGCCGCGUCGACCACGACCUGGACGAAGGCGGGCUUUACGGCCCCGGCCCUGGCGGCAUGCCGGGCAAUGCUGGUGGGAACGUAAUGGCUGGUGGCUAUUUGGCGGACGACCGGCCUUUUAAGCGGCGUAAGAGAGGCUUGGGCGGCGUUGGCGGUGCGGAUGAUGGGGGCGCUGGCAUCGGAGACACCGCAGCGCAGGCCCGCGUGCGCGAGGUGCUCCUGCGGGAGGUCUCCAGGAUGGAGGCGGUCAAGAAGGCGAUUAGCGACGUUAGCUCGCCGGAGUAUGCGGUGGCUCAGCGGUCGUAUGCACGGCUCAAGGAGGUGGCGCAGGAGCUGGAGCUGCACGCCGACUCGGCGGCGGCCAUAAGCGACAUGGCAUGCCAGGUCGCGGACAUCCUGGUCAUGAUGCGACAGGAGGACGAGGCUCCCUCGGACUUCCAGGACUACACGCUAGUGGCCAUCAUCGCCGUGGCGGCUCACCUGGUCAAGGUGCAGCUCGGGGAGGAUUAUGGCCUCAGGCGGCUCGGCGAACGCUAUGGACACGACCUCGCUGCGUUGGACCAGGUGUUUUGGCACAUCUUGACGCGGCUCAGCUACUACCGGGAGCUGCACGUUCGCAGCUCCCAGAUGGCAGCGGAUGGGGGGUUCUCGCCGGGAGAGGCGGCUGCGCUGCUGGCGGCAGCCGGCGGUGGCGGUGGCGCAGCGACGGGCGGCGCCGGCGGGGACCGCGUUGGAGGUCGGGGAGGAGGAGGAGGAGGAGGAGGAGGGGACACGUCGGUGGGCGGUGGCGGUCGGCAAGGGGAGUCCAGUGGUGGGGGCGGCGGUGGGGCAGCCGGUGCCGCUGCUGCGACUGCGGCAGGGAUUGGCACUCAGGCGCAGGUGGUUUCGGAGGUGGACUCAUUCGCGAUGCGGUUGCAAGCCAUCCUCCAGUCGGAUGUCUCUCCGGUGGUUUACGCGCAGAUGGCCGGGGUGCUGAACGACCAGGGCAUGAAGACGCUGCUCAAGAGCACUCGCGAGUGCCAGGAGCAUCUGGUGGUGUUGGACAGGUCGCACAGCAUCAAGGUACAGCAGAUCCAGAAAGAGUACCAGGACUUUAUGGAGAAGGUGCGCAGCAAGGCGCAGGGCGCGAUCGAUGCCGCCAACCGCGACUAUCAGCACCAAAAGGCGACGCUGACGCAGCGCAUGAACCUUUACGUGGAGUAUUUGCAAUCCCAGCUUCCGCUACAGCGGUUGACAGAGAUGGCGCAGCAGCUGCAGCGCACCGCACAGCAGGCACAGCAGGCAACACAGCAGCAACAAAAUGCGACGUCUGCUGCGCCUGCGGCGGACAAGGCCUCGGCGUUGAUGGGUCACCUGGACACGGCGACUGCGCUAGCGGCUAUCGCUGCUGCCAUGCAAGGCAUGGCAGCUGGUGGCAGCAGCGCGGCGGCUAUGGCCAGCCUUAUGGGCCUUGGCCCACUGGGUGCGCUGGAUAUGUCGUCUGGCGCCGGCACCACGGGUGCGGCUGCCGCCGCAGCGGCAGCAGCAGCUGCUGCGGCGGCAACGGCAGCAAACCCAGCGGCGACGUACCCAGCAGCACCGGCAACUGCGACACCGCCUGGCGGCACGGAUACUGCCAUGGCCGAUACUAACACCGUGGCGCCGGCAGCAACGGCGGCGAGCCCCACUGCCAACGUGGUUCAGCAACAGCAGCAGCAGCAGAACGCGUCGGCGGUGCCUGCCUCUGCAGUCCCAGCACAGCAGCAGCAGUUGCAGGCCCACGUGCCGCCGACAGCGCAGCAGCAGCAGCAGCAGCAACAACAAGUGCUGGCCACGCAGGCAGCUCCGCCGCCUUCCGCAGCUGUGGCGGCUGCGGCGCCAUCACAGCCGCACCUGGCUGCAGUGCCGGCAGCUGCAGUGGUGGCUCCCCCUCAUUCCCCACACGCUCAGCAACAGCCGCAUCAAACUCAGCAACAGCAGCUGGCGCAGGCGCUGCUGGACCCGCGUACAGCGGCGGCGCUGGCGGCAGCGGCAGCUGCCUCGCCUCAGUCCGAGCACCUGUUAGCGGCACUCGCUGCCAACCGCAUCUCUGUGGACCAGAUCCCUGAACAGAUCCGAAACCAACUGUCAGCAUUAACCGGCGGCAGACCCAUCCAGGGCUACCUCGAGCAGCUAGCAGCGGCCGGAGGCCAAAGCAACACCAUGGCGGCGGUAGCUGCAGCUGUAGCCGCCGCCACCGCGGCGGCAGCUGCCUCUGGCGGCGGCAUGUACCGUGGAUCCAGCAGCAGCAGCGGCGGCAGAGCCGCGACCCCCGCCGCCGCUGCCUCAACUCCAACAGCCAAUGGACCCCAGCUAACCACGGCGGUCACGCCAGGGUCCAGCAGCAAGGCGCCGUCCCCGGGGGCAGCGGCAACGGCGGCAGCCAUCACGGCCGCGGGCCUCCAGGCGGCUGUUGUGGGUCUGCCAGCCGGUGCGACUUUGCUCCAGCAGCAGCCGGUCGCCCGCCGCUCCCUCAGCGGCGGCAGCUCAUGCCGGCCUCCUCUGCCAGGAGCUGUUGCGUCCCAUGGCGGCCCUGCUGCGCUGUCCAUCUCUCCGUCGACGUCCUCGGCCGGGGCGCCGCUGAAGCAAGCGCUGGCUGCCCAGCAACCGCAGCCUGCGCCGCCACCGUCCGCCGCCGCUGCACAGCAACCGCAGCAACCGCAUCCCCACGCGAGUGCAGCUGCUCAGGAGCAUAACCACCACGCCACCGGCACAGUGGCCCCAGCAGCGAUGCAAUACGGGAUGCACCAGCAGUCCGGGAUCAUUUCGGCAUCGUCAUCGUACCAGCAGCUGCUAGCACAGCAGCACCACGCAAUGCAACGCGCACUGGGCCCUCCGCCCCCGGGCAUGCCCAACGGGCGCCGACUCCUGCUUCCGUAUCUUCCCCUGCGGCACAGCCGGCUGCUGACGACGGCACCGCAGCAGGGCCGACGGAGGUUCCCCUGGCGAUUGCCACUGGAGCAUGGCAACAGCGUUCUGUGCCUGUACCGCGUGCUGGCAGCGCCUCGCCACCGGCGGUGGAACUUGGAGCACUACGGCCGCGUGGGGGGGCUUCAUCUGGGGGUGCAGCUGGAGGCGAUCACCGCGCUAUACGGCGGUGCAGUGGAGGCGGUGACGGAGGCAGCGGGCUACAGGCAGGGUGCCACAGACACGGACGCCGAACCCAGCUUUGCUCACAGAGUCUCGCACCCGCUGCAGCAUCACACGUCUAGCAGCCGCGCGCAGUCCUUGGCUGGUUACGCAGGCCAGGGUUCGGUUGGGUCCGCACAAGAAACGUCGAGCCAAGCCCUGGCACCGGCAGCGACAGCAACUGCAUCGUCUGUACACACCGCAACUGUCCCCGAUGCAAUGGUCCAUGCGGGAGUGGUCGCGCAACUCAACACGGCCGGGCUACGGCGGCAUCCGCCGCUGCAGAAGGAGCCGGUUCAAAAGUACCUGAGCGACGCUAUACCGGCUGCUAUACCGGCAGCUCAGGCAGCUAUGCCGUACGUACCACCCGCGGCAAUGGACGGCCAAAGCUACGCAGACCCUGUCACAGCUUUUUGCUCCAGAACCGUCGCGGCGGUGGCCGUUAUGCAGGCGGCUUACGACCACACAGCAUCCGCAGCCGCGGUGUUGUCGCACCACCACCACCAAGUGCAGGACGGCACAGCCACCCAAGCCAUCACGGAGCAUCAGGACGCAACCACGGAGGCGGCAGCACAGGAGCAGCAGCAACAGCAGCAGCAGGUGGUGGUUAACGGGGCCAGCCAGCUGCUCAGCCACGCCUCAUCGCCGCCGCAACAGCACCCAGCGAUUGAUGCGGUCCCCGCUGCGGGUUACGUAGCCGCCGACGGUGGUGCUAACUCAGCUUUCAGAGGGGAUCUUCAGGACUCGUCUCUGCAGGGCGUGUCAGCUGCCAUGGCGGGGUCUAAAGAGCUCGCUGUGGCUGCGCAGUCUCCUACGCGAGAGGCGUUGCAACUGUCUGCAGCGGCGGCUAUGGCGACUGUGGCGGCGGCUCACCAAACGGUGUACACGCAGCCGCUGCCGCCGCCGCCGCAGCAGCACGAGUCGGGGUUAGGGGCGACGGAGGCAGAAGCAGCAGCAGCAGGGUGUAGUGCAGGCGGGGACGGCCGCAGCGGCACCGGCGGUCAAACCCGCCCAGCCGCUGCCGCCAUGGCGGCGGCGCCGGGCAUGGCGACGACACAGCCGCGCGCGCCGUACGGGUACGACCAAGCGACGUAUGCGGCCGUUGCGGCGGCGGCGGCGGCCGCUGCUGGCCAAGGCUAUGGUACCGCGGGGUACGGUGGGCAGGUGGCGGCGCACAUGGCAGCUAUGGCUGCAUACGGCGGGCAGGCGGCAGCAGCGGCGGGUUACCCUGCGGCAGCUUACGCCGCUGGAAGUGAUCCAGCUGCUUUAGUUGCCGCUUACCAAUGGCAGCAGCAACAGGCGCAGGCACAGGUGCAGGCGCAGCAGGCUGUGGCAGCCGUGGCGGCGCAGGGGCAAGCUGGCAUGGAAGCGCUUUACGCACAGCAUGCGGCGCUGUACCAGCAGCAGCUCCAGCAGCAGCAACAACAGCAACAGCAAGUGCAGGCACAGCAGCAACAGCUGCAAGGGCAGACGGGCCAGGGCACAGCGGCCAUGGAUGCAAGUGUGGCAGGGGCUUCUUGA